Messenger RNA from Vitis vinifera (wine grape), 692 nucleotides. RefSeq names its product basic form of pathogenesis-related protein 1. Lineage: Eukaryota; Viridiplantae; Streptophyta; Magnoliopsida; Vitales; Vitaceae. The transcript has a single exon. The record is from RefSeq and is a predicted model, not a curated record. Gene Ontology annotation, cellular component: extracellular region. Bases 70 to 555 code for a protein of 161 amino acids.
AAUAACCUUGAACUAGAUCUCCUAUUUGACUCGACAACCCUCAAAUCCUGUCUUCCCUGAACAUAAAAAAUGGGGAUUCACAAGUUUCUCUUAGCCAUUUACAUAUUAGGUUCAGCCCUGGCUCAUUUCUCACUAGCUCAGACCUCCCCCCAAGACUAUGUGGACGCCCACAAUGCUGCACGGGCACAGGUAGGAGUGCAGCCCAUCGCAUGGAAUGAGACAGUCGCAGCCUACGCCAGGAGAUAUGCUAGUAGCCGGGUUGCUGCGCAUUGCAGCUUGGAGAAUUCAGGAGGGCCGUACGGAGAGAACCUUGCUAAAGUGUAUGGUACUUCAGUGUCAGGUUCAGAUGCAGUCGAGUUUUGGGUAACUGAGAAGCCAAACUAUGACUACAACUCCAACUCAUGUGUUGGUGGAGAGUGCCUGCACUAUACCCAGAUUGUUUGGGGUGACUCACUUUAUCUUGGGUGUGCUAGCGUUCAUUGCAAAAAUGGGUGGUGGUUCAUCACCUGCAACUAUCAUCCUCCUGGAAAUAUGGAGGGGCAGCGUCCUUAUUAGUCUAUAGCUUUCAUGCAUGCUUAUUGCUUUUCAUCAAUUAAUAAAAUAAAUAUAAAGCUCUUCAUUCUCUUUUCUAAUAUUUGGGAAUACAACUUCAUAUAGAUGGGAAACGAUUGAACACACAAAGGGUAUGUAUU